Drosophila pseudoobscura is the source of this 1354-nucleotide messenger RNA. RefSeq lists its product as uncharacterized. The coding region runs from base 315 to 1196 and encodes 293 amino acids. The record is from RefSeq and is a predicted model, not a curated record. Lineage: Eukaryota; Metazoa; Arthropoda; Insecta; Diptera; Drosophilidae. The transcript has a single exon.
AACAAACGGCCCAAGAACAUCGGGGCAUGUGUCUAUGGAAACAGUCGCAAUUGUUGUUCAAAUAUAAACAAAUGAUGCGUGGGUGUCUGUGUGUGUUAGCCGGCUAACGGUAAGUAUGUAUGUGGCCUGAUGAUUGGUGAUAAAGUGCCGAGUUUUUGGGCACCCAUCAGGCACAUGUGUGGAAACCGGUUGGCCACGGCGGCAGUCGUCUCUUAACAUUCUGUGAGCACGCAAUCCGAGUGGAGAGUGGAGCAGAGCCACACACCAUUUACCAUCAGAGAGGUAUUACAAAACCCAACCCGAACCCAAGCCUAAUGCAUCGCUGCUACUGCCGCGGGAACUUUGGAGCUGGCAGUGCGAUGAGAUUAUCAAUAGUGCAGCCGCAGCCUCCCCUACAGCAGACACAACACCAGUGUCCACCUGGCGAUCUAAUGUCGAUGACGUCUUCAUCCAGACAGAGUACAAGACCCACGCAGUUUGUGAGGAGGCCGAGCAUCAGGUCGAGUGCGCCAGGACUGGGCCUGGGCCACUCCAGCACCGGGCUGAGCAACGACUUCAGUCGCCGCAACUCCACGGCCACUUUGGUGAGUCAUUGCUCCAGCUGCAGCUGCAGCUCCUCCCAGCAACGCCAGCAGAGCCGGGCCAAGGUUCUGCGGUGGGGUUGGGAGCGAACAGGAGGUGUCGACAGCAACACCAGCAGCAGCACUAGCAGCUCCCCCCAGUACACGGACAAUCGACGUGUCUAUGAGCAGAGCGCAUGCGUCGCCAGUCGCCAGCCAAGCCGUAGCCAAGGUCAGGGUCAGGUUCAAAGUGGCAACUCGGCAGCGUCAUCGCCUUCACCUCAGCCCCCAGCACAGCUCUCCAGCGACAACGACGAGUUGCAGCAGCUGCAGGCACUCCAAAAGUUUCGACUGAUGAACGCCCAACAAUGCUUCAGCGAUGUACGUCAGGAUGAGCUGCGACUGCAGCAGGCCUACGACAAACUCCAGCGGACCAACACCAACGCGGACAAGUGGCACAAGAACCGUGCCAACGAGGCCAAUAGGCAGCAGCACUUGAACACCUCAACAGCCACACCCUACGCCCUGCGCCAAAAGAUGCUGCAGUUGCGGCUGCAGGCGGACGAAAAGCAGGGCAGGGGAUCGGGGGCCACGUGUGCACCUCUGGGGCGGAGCUGCGCCCUGAGAUAUAAUUAAUAUAUAUAUAAUAUAAUAAAUAAUAUAUAAAUUAGUAAAUGUUUGGUAUUAAAAAUCAAUUAAGAUUGAAAUAGUUUUUGUGACUAGUACCCUAAAAUCAAGUCUUUUCUUAGAAAGUUUAAGUAAUAUUAUAACGAAUAACAUAAAGCAAACUUUAA